AUGGCUUCCCUCUGGCGCAGGAGAUUCCAGGCCUUCCUCGAGGCCCAGCAUGGCGACGUCAAAGAUGCCAGGAUCCCCGUCAGUAAGCGGUAUGAUCCCAUUGAUGCCUUUCCCACCGGCAUCGAUGCAUCCAACUGGCUCCUCAAGUUCCUCGCAGAUCCUGAGGCCUUGGCCGACAAGACCUUUGCCCCCUUUUCUGAGUGUUUCGAUUUGUCGUCUGUCCUUAUGUUCACGGCCAUCGUUUACCAAAAUAGCCAGUCGAGAUGCCGUGGCCGACUGGCGCAGCUCUCCAAGGAAAACGACAUCUUACUGAAUGAGAUUUUCGACUCGGUGGACCUCGAACGUGAAUAUUCCGAUCCAGACGACAGGGUCUUCUCCCACGAAUUGCUCCGCGAAGAAGCUGCCACUGUGGUUGCUCGUGUCGACACUAUCUGUAGUGCUCUGCGCCGAAUUGAAGAUAUACGAGUGAUCGAGGUACUCUAUCUCCCGUUGUGGAGAGUCGCUUUCAGAGCUCUGCUUCUCGGCUUCCACAAGGAGGCAGAACGAUUGUGCAGCUGUAUGCGUGACGAAUCCUUCAACAAAGUCUACUUUGAGCCUAGUACACGAACUGAAGAUAUCUCGGACGACCAUGUAAACAUACGGUGGGUGCAUGGACUUACGCUCGUUGUACAGCGUCAAUGGGAAGAGGCUCGGUGCGAAUUCUUGCUCGUCUUGGAAAACAAAGCAUGGCAGAAAGGGGAAAGUCAUGAUGAGGCCAUCCUGGCCGAACGAUGUUUCGCAAUGGCCCAGCAUUAUGCCCGCAAAGAAACGCGCGAUUAUGCAGCCAUCCGAAAUCUCGCCUCCGCACAUGAAGGGCUGUUGAAGAAGCAUGGCGGGGGAAACCAGGUGCUUGCGGCCAGGUGGGAUGUGAACCAGGCCAAACGCCACUCGGAGACCACCCAGCAAGAUGGGGAUACUUGGCGCGAUUGGGCAACUAUGGAGGUCAUGGAACAAUAUGGAGAAGAGCACCUGGCCACAUACGUUACCCGGUUAGAGAGGUCUCUCUUCCUGAGCCGAGCUGGCAACCAUCAGAAAGUCAUCGACCUCCAAUCCGCGCUGCUAGAAAAGUACCCGCAGCUUGUAGCAUCCGGCGUGCCUAUCGAUCGAGCUAACACCAUUGUCGUGGAGCUUGCGCUCAACUACUACCGGCUGGGCAUGGUGGAUGCUGGAAACAACGUAACCUCUACCAUGUUGCAGAAUAUGGACGCGCUCUUGGGCCAAGAGCACGAAGAUACGCUGGCGUGCCUAACCAAGUACAUCAACAUGGUGCGCGGUGUGGGAGUUGAAAUGUCCAUCGAAAUCCUUGCCCGAAUCUGUGGAAAUCUCAAAAGAGACCCCUUUGAACCUACGCAUAGUCACCGCCUCAUGGCGAUGCAUUGCGAAUUGGGUCACCAGUACCGAACCAGACGUGAUUACAACAUUGCGGUCAAGUAUUACCGCCAACUGGUCGACGCAGCGGUGGCUCGUCUAGGCAUUGAUAAAAGUGUCACCCAAGACGCUUAUCUGUGGCUCUUCGAGUGUUUUUGGAUCAUGGAGUUGGUAAAGGAAGCGAAGGACGUCGCCGAUCAAGUCAUUGACAUGCUGAAGGAACGAGGUCCCGCAAACAAGCGCCAGAUCUUGAACUGGCAAGGGCGACUCUGCAGCCUGGAGUGCCUCAAGUUCGACGAAAGCAUCUCCGGCCACGGCACUGAGGCUUCCGAACUGUCCAACAUGGUGUCUUCACAAUUUUUCGACCUCAAUGAGGGUCCUCUAGACCGGGCUUACGGAUAUCUGUAUAAAGCCUUGCAUUUCUUCUUCCAAGGAAAGGCACAGUGGGAUGCUUCGAUGCGGGAAACAAACCAUGCGCUGCACCAGUUGCAAUGCAUUCGCAGAACAAGCGUCCUGCGGAAGGAUAAUAGUGUGACGCAGUUGAAACUGUCUUUAUACCAGCGCCAGGCCAUCAUCCACGCCAAGUCACACAACUAUCAAUUGGCUAUUGAAGAUUAUUGCCAAAUCAUACACGUGGCCACCCGGGAGCCCAUGUAUGAUGUCUGGCGCUCUGAAUGGCUUCAUAUGGCCAAUAUUCAGAUUAAAAUCUUGGAAUCUGAACUUGGAAAGCAGAAGCACGGCCUAGAGGAACAGGUCCCACUGCUUGUAUCUUCAGAUUCAGGGGCUGUUUCGCGUUCGAAUGAAUACCCCCAUAAUAAAAAGAAUUGCCAACUCCCAACAGACCGACCGACGGUUGAGCAUGUAGAGCAUGCCACGAUUCGAUCAUCGUUCACGACUGAAAGGAAUAAAGCCGAAAAGAAAGAGCUUUCUCCUACUACCAAGCUUCUAGCUUCGAAGUUGCAAGAACAGAGGGAUCAAUCAAAGCAGAGCAUGUCAGAACAAGUUGGCACAGGUUCGAGGCGAGUCGCUUCAACGCUACCGCACAUAUUCAAAAGAAAAGCUACAAUCAGCUGGAACCCCCGGGCCAUGGACGCUUGUAAGGCAGAAGCCGCAACAACGACAAGUCAUGACAAGGAGGCCCACGCGAAGCUUACUACUAAGGUUGAAAAUAACCUGGCUGCAGUCUACGGACGCAGAGGCUAUGGAGGAGAUCCAGCUCGGCAUUCAGAACCAGCAGAUACCUCGAAACGUCAAGACAAGGGUUAUGAGGUGGCGAAGACUGCCGACGGUCAUACUGUCUCCCAGAUUGAAAACCCGCAGAUAUCGCAAGACGCUCAAGCCAUGGAGAAGAAGUCGCAAUCUGGACUGUUCAAGAGAUUCGUGGAUGGGAAACAACGAGCCGUACUGAACGAGCGCAAACCUCACCCGCAUGCCGGUUCAGGUAGCCAACCGUUGAAUUCUCAACUACAAAUCCCAAGACAUCCAAUUUCAAUAGAACCAAUGACACCCCUUUUCUCCCGCUUACGGUCUUCUAAGACUCCCGUUGGUUACUCGGAAAGCAUGUCCGCGGAGGCGAUCAAAGCUUCGCUUGCUGGGGGAUCUGGCGCCAAGCUUAUCUCGCCGCUGGCACCAGUGAAGGAGAGAAAGAUAGUGAAGCUGAAAUAUGAACCUUUGAAGAUCAAAUUGUUUAAAGAUUCGAUGAAGAAGCCUGAUUUCAGUCAUAUUGUGCCUGAUAGGCAAAAUCCCGAAAAUACACAGGCCGUGAUGGAGAACGCACAGGAGCGGGUUUCGAAGAACCUAGACCAAAGCUCGACCAGAAUGGUGAUGCAUACUUCCUCUUCUUGUCCGCGAGGUAUUAAAUCUGCGGAGCGUCUCCCUUUUAUUCCGGUGAAUUUGAAUAAUACUGGAUCAGCUGGAUUGAAACGGAUUUUCCUCAAAGGCGCGGGUCAGCAUGCGUUGCAACCACAGGCACCAAAAUCCGCAGACCAGAAAAGAAAUGAGAAGGAGAAGCGCGAGUUCGUCGAAAUUGCGCUAGAGACAGGUGAGGAGCGCAGGGAGUGCAUAGAGCGCAUAAAACGUGAAGAAACGGACUGGGAUGUCCUCAGUGACGAGUGCGAGGAAAGCGCGUACACGGAGCAGUGGGAUCCAGAGGAAAAAGAGUGGCAGAUGGUUUAG
This is a messenger RNA of Pseudomassariella vexata, 3582 nucleotides long. RefSeq lists its product as uncharacterized. The coding region runs from base 1 to 3582 and encodes 1193 amino acids. The record is from RefSeq and is a predicted model, not a curated record. Gene Ontology annotation, molecular function: protein binding. The transcript has 2 exons. Lineage: Eukaryota; Fungi; Ascomycota; Sordariomycetes; Amphisphaeriales; Pseudomassariaceae.